AUGCCUGGGGGUCUGCUCCCUGGAGCCGCUUUCCCCCUCAGGGCUGUCCGCUGUUUUCCCUCGCUUGUUAUUUUCCGGAAGGGCGGGUUGUGGCGCAUUAGGGUUAUUCCUCGCCGGUCCCUGCAGGUCCCUGAAAGGACCCGGCCCAGACGCGCGGGGGCCUUGGGCUCUGGCCGGAAGUCCGCGGGCGACCGCUCCGUGGGCUGGGAAGGUGGGUACCCCGAGAUUGUCAAGGAGAACAAACUGUUCGAGCACUACUACAAGGAGCUCAGGAUCGUGCCCGACGGCGAGUGGGACCUGUUCAUGGACUCCCUCAGGGAGCCCCUCCCGGCCACUUUGAGAAUUACUGGUUAUAAAAGCCACGCAAAAGAGAUUCUCCAUUGCUUAAAGAACAAGUAUUUCAAGGAAUUGGAGGACCUGGAGGUGGACGGGCAGAAAGUUGAAGUUCCACAGCCACUGAGUUGGUAUCCUGAAGAACUUGCCUGGCACACCAAUUUAAGUCGAAAAAUUUUGAGAAAGUCUCCACAGCUAGAAAAGUUUCAUCAGUUUCUGGUUAGCGAAACUGAAUCUAUCCUAGAUAUGUGUGCAGCACCUGGCUCAAAGACCACACAAUUAAUUGAAAUGCUACAUGCCGACAUGAAUGUCCCUUUUCCAGAGGGAUUUGUUAUUGCUAAUGAUGUGGACAACAAGCGCUGCUAUCUGCUCGUUCAUCAGGCCAAGAGGUUAAGUAGUCCCUGCAUCAUGGUAGUAAACCACGAUGCUUCCAGCAUACCGAGACUCCAAAUAGAUGUGGACGGAAGGAAAGAGAUUCUUUUCUAUGAUCGAAUUUUAUGCGACGUUCCUUGCAGUGGAGAUGGCACUAUGAGAAAAAACAUUGAUGUUUGGAAAAAGUGGACCACCUUAAAUAGCUUGCAGCUACAUGGGUGCUCCUUUAUUUCAAAAGGUGCUUUGGAGCUUGCUGAUGUGUCUUCUGAAUUGCCAGGACUGAAAUGGAUGCCUGGAAUCACACAGUGGAAGGUAAUGACGAAAGAUGGACAGUGGUUUGCAGACUGGGAUAGUGUCCCUCACAGCAGACAUACCCAAAUUCGACCUACCAUGUUCACACCAAAGGACCUGGAAAAGUUACAGGCAAUGCACCUGGAGCGGUGCCUUAGAAUAUUGCCACAUCAUCAGAAUACUGGAGGGUUCUUUGUGGCAGUAUUAGUGAAAAAAUCUUCAAUGCCAUGGAAUAAACGUCAACCAAAGCUCCAGGGUAAAUCCGCAGAGAUAAGAGAAACCACACAGUUGAGCUCUGCAGAUGCCGUAGAAGGAAAACCCACAGACACUUCCGAGCUGGACAGUCAAUCAGUCACUGGAACUGGUGAUCCAGACACAAUUCAGACAACUGAAAACUUAGAGAAUAAUGGCAAUAAGAAAGAUGGCGUGUGUGGUCCUCCUCCAUCAAAGAAAAUGAAGUUAUUUGGAUUUAAAGAAGAUCCAUUUGUGUUUAUUCCUGAAGAUGACCCGUUAUUUCCACCUAUUGAAAAAUUUUAUGCUUUGGAUCCUUCAUUCCCAAAGAUGAAUUUGUUAACUCGGACUACAGAAGGGAAGAAAAGGCAACUCUACAUGGUUUCUAAGGAGCUGAGAAAUGUGCUGCUGAAUAAUAGCGAGAGGAUGAAGGUUAUUAACACAGGGAUAAAAGUCUGGUGUCGAAAUAACAGUGGUGAAGAGUUUGAUUGUGCUUUCCGGUUGGCGCAGGAGGGAAUAUAUACAUUGUAUCCAUUUAUUAAUUCAAGAAUUAUUACUGUGACAAUGGAAGAUGUUAAGAUACUGUUGACCCAGGAAAACCCAUUUUUUAGAAAACUCAGCAGUGAGACGUAUAGUCAAGCCAAGGACCUGGCGAAGGGCAGCAUCGUGCUGAAGUAUGAACCGGAUUCUGCGAAUCCAGAUACCCUUCAGUGUCCCAUUGUGUUAUGUGGAUGGCGGGGAAAGGCCUCAAUUCGAACUUUUGUGCCCAAGAAUGAACGGCUUCAUUAUCUCAGGAUGAUGGGGCUAGAGGUGUUGGGAGAGAAGAAGAAAGAAGGGGUUAUUUUAACAAAUGAGAGUGCAGCCAGCUCUGGGCAGCAGGAGGACGAGGUGAGUGAGGAACAGAGAACAGAAAAGGCUGACAGCCCAGACGCAGCGCCAGGCUGUGACCCAGCUGGAGCUGACCAGUCCCAGUGAGAAGGCCGAGGAGGCCAGGGAGACACCCUGCAUACGUGAACCGCCCUCCACCUUGGUCACUGGUAUCCGAAGUCGUAUCCAGAACUACUUCUGACCUGAAAAGUGUGUAUUUUUAAAGACCAAAAACUGAUGGGAUGACAAGGGCAGUCUGUGAAUGAUCAGUACUGCUUUCACAUGGAACUUAACUAGAAAGUAUUUUUUUCACAUCUUAGAAAUUGCUCGUUUUACUUUGUUUCUUUGGCCAAGCUGGGUCUAGUGUGUCUCUUGCUGGUAAUAGACUUUCACCAUUAAAGUCAUGCUUCUAUCAAGGAAUGAAACUGCCCUUACAGAAAUUUCAGGUCCCUUUCAUUAUGCUUAUAUUGGUCUUAAGGUCCAGUAUUUCUAAAAAUUAUUUAUAGAAAGAAUCUAUAAGUCCUUAUGAAUUCUUGGAAAGUUGUACUGUAAGCUUUAAUAAUUGUAUGAGUCGUACAUUUGAGUGCGACAGAACAUGCAGUGGGUUAAUGUCUGAGGCCUCAGAUGACUUCUGUGCCUGUUGUAAGAAAGGGUAAAAAAAAAAAGGCUGUUCUUAGAGUAAGAGCUGUAUUGCAAAGUGUGAUGCUAAUUGUGAGGGGUCUUAUGUGCUUUGUUAAAUGUAGUGCUUUGCAAUUUUAUUUUUAAAUGGGGUCUGGGAUGUUUAAAUAAAAGGGUUAUAUUAAAUAACGUG
Messenger RNA from Galeopterus variegatus (Sunda flying lemur), 2905 nucleotides. RefSeq names its product NOP2/Sun RNA methyltransferase family, member 2 (gene NSUN2). Gene Ontology annotation, biological process: tRNA methylation. Gene Ontology annotation, cellular component: cytoplasm; nucleus. Gene Ontology annotation, molecular function: tRNA binding; tRNA (cytidine-N5)-methyltransferase activity. Lineage: Eukaryota; Metazoa; Chordata; Mammalia; Dermoptera; Cynocephalidae. The transcript is spliced from 18 exons. The record is from RefSeq and is a predicted model, not a curated record. The coding region runs from base 1 to 2202 and encodes 733 amino acids.